AUGGUCAACCAACGAGAGAAACAGCUGCAUCGCGCGCGCCUGGUUGCCAGCGUCGCAGCUACCGUCAUCUCUCUGGCAUGUGGCACCAAUUACGUUUACUCAGCAUGGGCACCCCAAUUCGCUGAGCGAUUGAAGCUUUCCUCGACCGAAACGAACGUCAUUGGUCUGUCCGCCAACUUGGGAAUGUACUCGUUGGGCGUUCCCGUCGGCAUGCUUGUCGACCACAAAGGACCUCGCUCUGCAGUCAUUCUUGGCUCCGUCUUGCUCGCCCUUGGAUACUUCCCUUUCCACAUCGCCUACGACCGCGCCGCGGCUCCUGUGGCGCUCCUAUGCUUCUUUUCCUACUUGACUGGUCUCGGUGGCUGCCUGGCCUUUGCUGCGGCUGUCAAGACAUCUGCUCUGAACUGGCCGCAUCAUCGGGGCACCGCAACGGCGUUUCCUCUGGCUGCUUUUGGUCUGAGCGCCUUCUUCUUCUCGACAUUUGGAACCAUCUUUUUCCCGGGAAACACCAGUGCCUUUUUGGCUCUGCUCUCCUUUGGAACCUGUGGGCUGACCUUCCUCGGCUUCUUUUUCCUGCGCGUCUGGCCCCAUGCCAACUACCACAGCGUGCCCGCCAGCGAUGUCCUAUCUGGCUCGCAGCAUCUCCGUCGUACGUCCUCGCAAGAGGUCAAGCCCAACCGCCCUGGUCAUGCACACGGCGCCGCCCUGAUUGAACCUGGUACGUCGCUUAAAGAUGCCAAUACCACCACUACCACUACCGACUACGAGCCUGUUCAGCCAGAACAGGAACCGUCCGCGCCGUCUCGCGAGGCUGAUGAGGCGCAAAUCGAAACCAUCGAUGCCGAUGAUUAUGAGCCCGACGAGACGUCCUCGCUGGUGUCAAGCUCCUCCUCUAUGCCCGGUGAUGUUUUUGUGCAGAGUAGUGUUGAUCUGGAUCGUUCUCAUCGAGUAGAUAUUCGUGGUUGGGCACUUUUGCGUGAGGUCGAUUUUUGGCAGUUGUUUAUCAUCAUGGGAAUCCUGACGGGUAUUGGCCUGAUGACCAUCAACAACAUUGGAAAUGACGUAAAAGCCCUUUGGCGCCAUUGGGAUGAGUCCGUGGACGAAGCGUAUCUCAUCACGAGGCAGCAGAUGCACGUGUCUAUCUUAUCAGUUUGCAGCUUUGCGGGUAGGCUUCUUAGCGGUACGAUCACUGUCGAAGAUCCUAACUCCACCUACACACUAGCUGACUUGAUUGACUCAGGUGUUGGUUCCGACUUCAUUGUCAAGGUACUCCACGGCAGUCGAGUCUGGUGCCUCGUAGCAUCCAGUGUCGUCUUCUUUGUAGCGCAAAUUCUGGCUCUGCACGUCACUAACCCUCACUGGCUUGGGUUGGUCUCUGGUCUGUCUGGCAUCGCGUAUGGCUUCCUUUUUGGGGUGUUUCCCUCCAUCGUUGCUGAAACGUUUGGAAUCCACGGGCUCAGCCAAAACUGGGGUCUGAUGACGCUGUCGCCCGUUGUCUCUGGUAACGUGUUCAAUAUUUUCUAUGGAAAGAUCUACGACAAGCAUAGCAUCCUGGGACCGGAUGGCGAGCGUGUUUGCCACGAUGGGCUCGAAUGCUACCGCGCAGCGUACCUCAUGACGCUUGGAGCAUGCUCCAUUGGCCUGGUCCUUACGCUAUGGGUUAUCCACCACCAGCGAGUAAAAUGGGCCAAGGAAGAGAAGAGCAAGGCCGAGCAGGAUGACUGA
Molecule: messenger RNA, 1725 nt
Organism: Colletotrichum spaethianum
Lineage: Eukaryota; Fungi; Ascomycota; Sordariomycetes; Glomerellales; Glomerellaceae
Product: putative metabolite transport protein
Exons: 3
Coding region: 1-1725 (574 amino acids)
Cellular component (GO): membrane
Source: RefSeq, a predicted model, not a curated record